Messenger RNA from Verticillium dahliae VdLs.17, 1862 nucleotides. RefSeq lists its product as uncharacterized. The transcript has 2 exons. Lineage: Eukaryota; Fungi; Ascomycota; Sordariomycetes; Glomerellales; Plectosphaerellaceae. The coding region runs from base 236 to 1519 and encodes 427 amino acids. The record is from RefSeq and is a predicted model, not a curated record.
GGGUCUCCAACACCACGGCGAAUGGCUCAAGCUGAGCUCGGCAGCAGACAUAGAGACCAAUCUGGUGCUUUAUUUACAGCAUCAGCGUGCUGCCGCCGACUUCCAGAAUCAUCUUUGGAACCAGAGAACACAGCUCGCGUUGCUUGUCCGCAACGCUCUUCACCUUCAAGCCGAGGACGGUUGCGAGAUAUGUUCACGCCAAUCAUGGAUACAAGGUGGAUUCAACGUCUGCGUCAUGGUCGCUGUCAAAUCUUCUGGCAGGUCCACAACCUAUGUCCUGCGCUGUCCAUUCCCCCACCGGGUAGCUGAAUCUCAAUACCCAGGCACAAUGGACGAAAAGCUCAGGUGUGAGGUUGCCACAUAUAUUUGGAUCCAAGAGCACUGCCCAGAUAUCCCCAUCCCAAAGCUUCAUGCAUUUGGCUUCACCGAUGGGAGACAGUUCACCCAGCACGACCAAGCGUCCUUGCUCGCUCGUUUUUGCCGAUAUAUCCGACGACAAGUACACCGUCUCUUCGGCCUUUCACUCCUCUCGAACUACCAUCCAUCGUCCUGCCCUCCGACAUCCAAAGUUGGUCACAUGCUCCUCGAAUACAUUCGUCCCGACGUUGGUCAGAUGCUUUCUACGACGUGGGAAUCUUUCAAGGAUGAGCCGCAGCGUAGUCGCCGUCUCUUCAAGGCGAUUUCACGACUCAUACUCUCGCUGGCUCGAGUGCCUCAAGCGCGGAUUGGCUCCUGGCGAUUCAACCCGGACGAUUGCACUAUUUCGCUGACAAACCGCCCGCUCAUGGUUUCGACAAUGACAUUCGAGCACAGUGGUACCCCGCGAAUAAUACAGCAAGAUCAGACAUAUUGUUGCACGGACAGCUUUGUCGCAGACACGCUUACAUUAUACGACGAACAUAUGCGUCACAACCCGCACGCAGUCGCAGACGAGGAGGAUGCCUAUGAGAGGAUGGCCAUGAGGACGCUACUGCGAGCUGUUUCGCACCAUUUCUUGAUGCGCGAACUUCGCCAGGGGCCUUUUAUCUUACAAUUCACUGACUUGCACCAGAGUAAUAUCUUUGUCGACAACGACUGGAACAUCACAUAUCUGGUUGACUUGGAAUGGAUUUGCGCUCUACCGGCAGAGAUGUUAUCUGUGCCAUACUGGCUCACGGGCUGUAGCGUUGACGAAAUCGUGGGCGAGCAGUACGAACUCUAUGACGCGACCCGCCAAACAUUCUUAUCCAUCAUGGACGAGGAAAGAACGGCCAAGCAGAAGGAACUAACCCUUAUACUCCGCAACUCAUGGGAAUCCAAGGGUGUAUGGUUCUGGGCAUCCCUGAAGUCCUUGAACGCCUGGCACUUUCUGUUCCAAGACCAUAUAUUGCCAAAGUUCUUUGCCAAUAAUCAGGCAAUAGCCUUGCUGAAGCCAGCCUCAAACCUCUGGCAAGAGAAUGCUGAAGCGAUGGCGAAGCAGAAGGCCAAGGACGAGGAAGAGUACCGAGAAGAACUCGAACGUAACUGUAGUGUCAAAUAGUUAGGCAUUCUAGGAGGACAGUUGGUGGGAUAGCAAAACCAUGCACCUUGCUAAUUCUUGCCGUCCUUCUUUUUUCCCCUCCGCCUUCUCGCCGCAUCACCCGAGGAGAUGACUUGCUGGUGUUGUGGAGGUCUAGGGAGAAAAAGGUGUUGUAUUAGGAAGCUAUUCUCUAGGGCAGGAGGGUGCCUGGAACUAAGCUAUAGGAGGGAGGUGCCAGGGCAUAGGCCACCUAGUAUUAGGUGACCGCUAGAAGCCCUAGGCGAAUACCACUAAUACCCCCCUAUAGGCACUAUCUAAGGCGUAUUAGCUAUUAGGUCUAUAAGAGUCCCCGUAAGCACCUUGU